CAUGGACACCGGCGUCGACCUCGACGCCAUGGUCGACGUCGGCCAGUGGAUCACUCAGGAGCUGGGCAAGCCCAACGACUCUGCUGUCGGCAAGGCCGUGCUCGGGGCCCGUAAGCGAGCGGCCGAGACGCCAGAGGCUUGAUAUUCUCAGCUAUACCUAUAUAUAUAUAUACUAUGUAUGUUUACACUGUUGAUUUCUAUAUAUAUGUACGAGAAACAAAUCCACGACUAUACUUGCAUCUUAAUGUAGAGCACGUAUAUUGGCUAUCCGACGUACUGCCGCAAGGAACUAAAUUCUCACCAUCAUCACUAUAUUUUCCCUGUUCCGAGACCGACCCCCUUAAGGCCGAGGACAAGUUUAAGGACAGGAACCCCGAGCAACCCCGAGUCCGUGAUGCCACCGCUUCCUCCUCUUUCAUAGUUAUACCGUAUUCGCGCGGCUCCCAGAGCGCUAGCAUCCAUACAUCCGCCACCCCGCCGCGAGGAAUCGUCCAGGCGCCUGCAACCCGUCCGUGUUCGGAGCCAUCUCGCCCUCGACCUUGUCCGCGGCGACACCGGCCGCCUCUGCGUCGGCAAUAUGUCGAAACGCUCGCGCGCGUCGCCGCCGCCGUCCAGCUCGUGUGGCUGCUACUGCAGCCUCCCCCCAAUAAUCUCCCUACGAGUGAAAACACGACGACGGUGCCGACACAUGCUUGCAGGACUCUCUCGCGACUAUCGGCAACCUCGUGGCGGAGGCGCCGCGGGAGCGCUGACGUGGGUGGCGCCGCGGCAGGAAGUAGCUUUACGUGGCAUCUACGCAUGUUUUCACGCCCAGGUACCUAUGACGGGCUUCUUCGGGUUACUCGUAUGUACGUACUCCGUGUAUUUAUGUACUAAUUCUUCAG
Messenger RNA from Durotheca rogersii, 884 nucleotides. RefSeq lists its product as uncharacterized. The record is from RefSeq and is a predicted model, not a curated record. Lineage: Eukaryota; Fungi; Ascomycota; Sordariomycetes; Xylariales; Xylariaceae. Bases 175 to 876 code for a protein of 233 amino acids. The transcript has a single exon.